AUGGAAGACACAGUUGUAACACUGAUAAAUUCAACUAGUUCAAACAUGAACAUAUCUAAUAAUUAUAACUCAAUUCUUCCAGUUGCUUCAGUAACAAGUACAACAUAUUGUAACCAAAAGACUAUUGCUGAUCAAUACACACUAAACAGAGAGCAGAAAGCUGCAUUCAUGAUAAUCACAAGUCACCUUGACGGUGAUAAACAGUCACAUGCAGGAGAUAACAAUGGUCAACUCAUCAUGUGUAUACCCGGGUGUGGUGGUACAGGAAAAUCACAACUUAUUCGUGCUGUGACUGAAUAUUUUCGUGUUACAAACAGAAUACAAAAGAUGCGAAAGCUAGCACCUACUGGCAUUGCGGCCGCUGAAAUUGGUGGCAUGACUAUCCAUUCAUUUUUAGGCGAACAACGCAAUUCAGGAAAGCCACGAACUAUUAAACCAGGCGAUUUAAAGCUGGAAAAAGAAUGGACACUUGUAGAGUAUCUCUUGAUUGAUGAAAUGAGUAUGGUUGGUUUGACUUUACUUGGAAAACUCAAUCGAAUUCUUUGUGCCGCUAAACAUGGCGAUCCGCAAAUUCCAUUCGGUGGUAUAAACGUGAUAUUCUUUGGUGAUUAUUUACAGUACCGGCCAGUAUACGAUGCCCCGUUACAUACUGACUUUUCGCCGGAAAAUAAAAAGAAAUUCAAUAAAUUACCUUCGGAAAAAGAAAUCCAACAACGUGUUGCACGUUCUUUAAUUCUACAAAUGAAUUGUGUGGUCAAACUUACUCAACAGAUGCGAACAGAAGACAUACGAUAUCUUCAGUUACUUGAACGACUUCGUCAAGGUCAAUGUAGUUAUGAAGAUUAUGAAUUAUUAUUGACGCGUGCUGUUGGACAGUCAUCAGUAUCUCUUCAUGAACCACCAUGGAAUCAAGCUCCCAUGCUUGUGUUUAGAAAUGAAAUACGAACGCAACUGAAUCACAGGUCGGCAAUUCAUAAUGCAAUACAAACAGGUUGCGAUCCAAUGGUGUGUGUUGCCCAGGACUUUUGUAAAGGCAAACCUGUGGAAGAGCCGACACUCCUUAAGAAAUUAUUGGAAUUAUCUGACAGUAAGACUGAGCACUUACCGGGUUUGUUACCGUUAGUUCCUGGAAUGCCGGUUAUCAUUACACAAAAUAUUGCUAUUGAACUCGGAUUAAUUAACGGCAUGAAUGGAAUCUUUAGACAACUAGUCUAUGAUCUUGACUCAGUGUCAACAGAUAGUCUGUCAAAAACGUUUCCAGUGAACAUCCAGUAUGUGCACAAGCCAAUAUAUGCAUUGAUCGAAAUAAGCAAAUCCAAAAUUGAGUGCAAUCUUGAAAAGCUUCAACCAAAACUCAUUCCAAUACCAAUAAUGGAACAAACCUUUCAGGUAGACAUUUCGGAUAUUCUUCCGAAAGUCAACAACAAAUCAAAAACGAACAGAAAGGCAAUGCUAUCGAUUAAACGACGCGCGUUACCUCUUGUACCCGCAUAUUCUAUCACAACUCACAAAAGCCAAGGACAAACUUUAAGCAAAGUAGUCAUCGAUCUGAAGUUACCAAAAGAUACAGAUGACAUCGCUGCAGUGUAUGUACCAUUAUCAAGAGUGAAGCGUUUGGACGAUUUAAUUAUUUUACGACACUUUGAUUACAAAGUCUUAGUGAUCAAACCCAGCAAAUCUCAAGUUGCCGAGAUGCAAAGACUAGACAAACUCUACAUGGAAACACAAAUGCGUUUUUCAGAAUGGUUUUGA
Messenger RNA from Adineta ricciae, 1752 nucleotides. The record is from the annotation of a GenBank genome assembly. NCBI's taxonomy places the organism in Eukaryota, Metazoa, Rotifera, Eurotatoria, Adinetida, Adinetidae.